Effrenium voratum is the source of this 1691-nucleotide messenger RNA. The record is from the annotation of a GenBank genome assembly. Lineage: Eukaryota; Dinophyceae; Suessiales; Symbiodiniaceae.
UGUGCAUUUGUAAUUUCGGUGGCUCCUGGUCUAUGUAGUGGGCCCCAAUACGUUCCAGGCCCAUGGCGCACAGGGAUGUCCUUGGCCAAGGGGGGCCGUUCGAUGCAGAGCGGGCAAGGCGCCUCAUGCUCUACAUCAGUGUUGUGACUAUCUUUGCAUUUGCCGCCCGAGCUCUGCCAGGCCCCUUUUUGCCAAUCGUGAUGAUCGAGCAGUUCAAGCAGCGAGAGAGCAUGGUUGGAGUCGCAACUGCCGCCUACCCCAUGGCAGCCUUGCUUGCAACACCCUUUGCCACCAGCCGCCUCAUGAAAACUAAACAGAUUAUGCGUGCCCACUGCUUGGCCCUCAUGCUCAUGGCAGGCAGCAAUGCCAUCAUGUCAAGUGCUGCACACUUGCUGGGCAUAGUUGGUCCGCGCAGUGCCACCUUGGCGAUCGUGAUUUUCCGGAUGCUGCAAGGCAUCGCGUUCGCCUACUACAUGGGCGCCAACACCACGCUCAUCACUCGCAUUUUCCCCAAAGACGUGUCCUACAUCGUGGCUCUCGUGGAAGUCUUUGUGGGCGUCGGCGCGCAACUGGGCCGCCUCUUUGGCGGGGUGAUCUACGAUGCCGCGGGCUUCGCGGCUCCCUUCCUGCUGGUUGCUGGGCUGCAGGCUGUCACGGCGUCUAUCGGUUUUCUCUGCUUCGGCCGGUGUGAAGGCUCCGGAGGAACCUCCGGAGAGCUGCGCGGAUUGGAGGUGGCGGGGACCUGCGAGGUUCCGGUGCGGUGGAGCGCGCUGCUGGGGCCACGGGUAUUGCUUGGCAUGUUCGCGGUCUUCCUGAACUUCUUCCAAGUUGGGUUCUAUGAUACUACGCUGUCUCCGUUCCUGAAAGAUCAUCUUGAAUUGGAGGGCACCACCACCAUCAGUGUCCUCUUUGCACUUCGAAGCCUGAGCUACCUCUCCUUCUCGUACUUUUGUGGACAGUUGAUGAGACACCGGGCAGUCAGCUUUGAGGUGCUCAUUCUUUGUGGCGCAACAUGCUGCACGACCGCCUGCAUUCUUAUCCCGCUGAAUCCUGACGACUUCUCGAUCCGCGGACAAGCACAUGUAGGUCUUUUGCUGUAUGAAGCAAUGUCGUUGAUGAUAGGUUCUGCCGGGCCUGCGUUACUUUUCAUUCCCUCGCUGCCCAUCAUGCAGCACGGCGUGCGACAUCUGGGCACCGCUGCCAUCGAGCAGACCACGACCCUCUUCAUGGCGAUGAUGUCGAUCGGCGAGGCCAUUGGUCCUAUCUUGGGCGGCUGGUUGGUCCAAAGCUUCGGCUUCCAAGUUUCUUCGGCCAUCGUUCUGAUGCCAUUCGCCAUGCAGAUCCUGUGCUCCUUUUCGGUCUGGCUGACUCUGGGAGGUGCAGUGGAUGUUCAUGAGGAUACAGAUGCGAACGCAGUGCAGAUGACGGACCAAAAGGGAACCAGUCGGGCAUAUCAUCCUUUCAUAGUGGACGACAAUAAUUCGGGAUGCGAGACCAUGGCAAAUGCCAUGGACUCUCCGAGUCAUGUUUGAUGGGCACCCUGCUGCUCUAUCCCAAUACCCUUUGAAUUUGCUUCUAGACAAUGCAGAUGGCUUUGAACAAAGAUCGAGCCAGCUUGCUAGUGGGUCUUAGUUUGAGGCACUUUUUUUUGCAAGCUCGGAGUCAAGCCAUACGCAGUGGACGUGCGCGAG